AAAAUAACAAGCUAGCUUGUUAUCUUUGGAACAUUCAUAUUCAUCAUACUACAACACUCGCCCAACAACGAACCGAUGCUACUGCAGAACCCUGGCGCGUUCAAACGGCGCCCCUGUGUGUUCCAUGUCGCAUAGUGUGUGAUAAUCACGCAAUCCUUACCAGGCCGCCGUGCAAUAUACUUCCACGCCUACUAAGUACCAUAUCCUAUGCGCUUGUUUGUCUGCCUCGCGUCUCCAUCAUUCCCGGUCUUCCCACAUUUCACUCUCACCCAGAUUCUCGAAAAGCACCGUGUCGACGAAUGCGAAGCGACCUUUCCCCCCCCCUCAGAUAUUUCAGGAUCCAACUCCUCGAUCACUCUCUUCAAGCUCAGAGCACCUAGCCUAGUGUUCCAUACGCCGUUGAUUAGGGCACAUCGGAUGGCCUUUCAAAAGCGUGCAGGAGUCUGUUAUCGCAAACUGAACCCGCAUACCCCCAAAUUUCUCCCCGUACAAAUCCCUAUUUCCUAUGUCCGACAUGAAUUAUUCAGCAACUUGCCCAAUCCUCAGUAGCUUCGCUGAUUUACUCCGUCUUCGUUCCGAGAUGCCGGCGGCAUGCCAUGGGGUCAAUCAAAGGUGGCAAAGUUCGUUGCUUACCCACUCCACAACCCUAAUGAUACCUUAC
This is a messenger RNA of Suillus plorans, 661 nucleotides long. RefSeq lists its product as uncharacterized. The transcript has 4 exons. The coding region runs from base 208 to 549 and encodes 113 amino acids. NCBI's taxonomy places the organism in Eukaryota, Fungi, Basidiomycota, Agaricomycetes, Boletales, Suillaceae. The record is from RefSeq and is a predicted model, not a curated record.